Messenger RNA from Acanthopagrus latus (yellowfin seabream), 2051 nucleotides. It is a transcript of the gene pcgf6, whose product is annotated as polycomb group ring finger 6. The transcript has 10 exons. Gene Ontology annotation, cellular component: PRC1 complex. NCBI's taxonomy places the organism in Eukaryota, Metazoa, Chordata, Actinopteri, Spariformes, Sparidae. The record is from RefSeq and is a predicted model, not a curated record. The coding region runs from base 417 to 1181 and encodes 254 amino acids. Gene Ontology annotation, biological process: regulation of transcription by RNA polymerase II.
AUUAACGUCGCUCCUCGCGGAACACGCGCGAGGGAAAUUGAGUUGUUAACUUGAGUGUGAGGAAGGCAACAAAGAGUACAGUUAACUUAAAGUUAGGAAAUACGUAUAGUUUAUGCAGAAGUGUUGUCGUGUAGCAGCAGCACAGGUGAAACGUUCAGUCUGGUCGGUAUAAGAAACAUUAGCAGCUAAACUGAAGCCGCAAAGUGUCAGCGCGUGUGUUUUUGUUUUUAGUAGUGCACAUACUGGGCAAGCUAACGUUAGCCAGCUAGUCAAAAGGAGCUAACUUGCAACUUUAAUAACUUCGACGUGUAGAGCUGAGUCUUACUCUAAAGUAAAACCAUUUAAUUUGGUAUCUUGUUCCCACACGGAGAAGAGGACAGGUCGGUCGGUCGUAGCGACAUUAGCAGCCGUUGGGAAUGUCACUUCCUCCAAACGGACAUCAUGAUCGCUCAACGAACGUGUCAGACAGCGACUCAGAGGACGAGCCCAAGCUGCCCCUCAAUCAGUUCUACCCGUACAUCCGCUGCGCCCUGUGCUGUGGUUUCCUCAUCGAUGCCACCACCAUAACAGAGUGCCUGCACACAUUUUGCAAAAGCUGCAUCGUGAAGCACUUCUUCCACAGCAACAGGUGUCCCACUUGCAGCAUUGUAGUCCACCAGACUCAACCACUUUACAACAUCAGGCCUGACAGACAACUGCAGGAUAUUGUUUACAAAAUGGUUCCCUUCCUUGAGGAGGUUGUGAGGGAAGAUAUGUGUCACUUCUACAAAGAGAGAGGGCUGGAGGUGCCAAAACCAGUGAUGGUCUCCACUCCAGCUCCUGUUGUGUUAAAGAGGCAGAAGAAGGAUAACAUUCCCCAGUCAGUGUUCACUAUUCCUCCUGAGCUGGAUGUAUCUCUACUGCUAGAGUUUGUUGGGGCUGAAGAGGGCAUCAGCAACUAUAAGCCCUUAGAGAGGCCAUACGUACGAGUGUCGGGCGAGGCCACUGUUCGCCACGUGGAGCUCUUCAUCAGGAGGAAGAUGGAGCUGAGCCCAGCCUGCCAGGUGGAUGUGGUUUGUGGAGAUCACCUCCUAGAUCACUACCAGUUACUUAAAGACAUACAGAGCACUGUGGGCGACGAGGCACUACAGGAUGGUCUGUUGGUGCUGCACUUUGGCUUAGUCCUGCCCUCCCAGUCCUGAGAUCGAGGGGUGGAUGGAGUUAACUUCUAAGAAGAUGUGGAGUCAGGUUUUUACAUUGGCAAUAUUGCUACCCUACAACUGCCUUGGACUGUAAUUCUGCUUCUAAAACUUUUUUUGCAAAACCUAAGUGUAACAAGGAAACAUACUUGAUGGCUGAAGAAGACAGUUCAGGAACUCUAAACAUGGAUUUCUUUAUUGAAAAAUCAGAAAUGUAUUGACCUGAUUGUUUUAGUUCAUACUGUAGCAUCAAAUGUUCAACUCCCAAGAUCUUCUUCUUCUUGUAUUCAGGACAACUCCUGUGUCUGCUGUUAAUUUACUAGAUACAGGUGACAUAUAUCUGAAUUACUGAAGUGCCAGCAUUAAAUACAUUAAUUGUACCAGUUGAAUGUAACUAUGUAUUCCCACUGCCAAGGUGUCUUGUUAGGGUUUGUUAAGUGUGCUUCCUCUCCACACAAGAACACAACUGCUGCUGUAGCUAAAACUGGAUGGAAAAACUGUUUUUUUUGCUAUUUAUGACUUUGGGGAAGAUAUCAGAUAGAAAAUAUUGGUUCAAAGGGCUUAGAACAAAAGGACUACAACAACCAAAGGUUUGUCUGUGUGCAUAUAGAGUUUAGGUCUAUGAUAUACUAUUUUAAUGAUCGUCUGCGUCAAGUUGAUUCUAACCUUUUAAGUUAAGAGCUGUUCACUUUUGUUCAGACUGUCUGCUGAUGUAAAUAUAGUUGAUGAAACCUGUUUUUUCCGUACAACUCACCAGAGCACAAAAACCGUUAUUUAAAGGGAUUUUGUAUAAAGAAGUCUUUGGUAGAGAUUUACUGAAUAUAAUUUUCUUACUUGCUUUUGUCAGAAUUAAUUAAUAAAUGACUGAACAUC